Messenger RNA from Callorhinus ursinus (northern fur seal), 6546 nucleotides. Lineage: Eukaryota; Metazoa; Chordata; Mammalia; Carnivora; Otariidae. The record is from RefSeq and is a predicted model, not a curated record.
GAGGCUGGGGAGCUCCAGGCCGGCCGGCGGUGGCGGCGGCAAGGCCGGGACUCGGGCUGAGGGCCUGCUGUGGCGGCAGCGGCGGACGCCGAGCUCUGCAGCGGGUUUCUCUGGAAACCCCCCUGGUAAGUGUGGAGGAGGCGGGACACUCUGACCCAAGACAAAAGGCUUGUAGCUCCAGCCAAAGAAAAUAAACCUUAGGGAGAAGGAAAAAAACAAAAAACAAAACCAACCCAUCAGCUGUUCCUGAGAACAGCCUGCAGUGGAAUCUACAGAGAGGACAACUAAUGUGAGUGAGGAAGUGACUGUAUGUGGACUGUGGAGACAGUAAGUCACGUGGGCCCUGAGGGCCUGGACUGGGUUAGCAACAGUUGUACAUGCUGAGGUGAGGUGCUGAGAAGGGAAAAGUGAAUGUGGUCUGGAGAGUGGCCUUGGCUUCACAGGGUGUGCUUUCCUCUGAGGCCAUCCGGGAGCUCAGCCCCUGUGUUCUGCCAGGGUGGGAUACAGGGUUUGGCACUGAGGAGGGUAACUUGCUGGCUGGAGCAGCAGAGCAGUGGCCUUGAUUUGUCUUUUGGAAGAUUUAAAAACCAAAAAGCAUAAACAUUCUGGUCCUUCAGCAAUGCUUUCUCUGAAGAAAUACUUAACGGAAGGACUCCUCCAGUUCACCAUUCUGCUGAGUUUGAUUGGGGUGCGGGUGGACGUGGAUACUUACCUGACCUCACAGCUUCCCCCGCUCCGGGAGAUCAUCCUGGGGCCCAGUUCUGCCUAUACUCAGACCCAGUUCCACAACCUGAGGAAUACCUUGGAUGGCUAUGGUAUCCACCCCAAGAGCAUAGACCUGGACAAUUACUUCACUGCCCGGCGGCUCCUCAGUCAGGUGAGGGCCCUGGACAGGUUCCAGGUGCCGACCACUGAGGUAAACGCCUGGCUGGUCCACCGGGAUCCAGAGGGGUCUGUCUCUGGCAGCCAGCCCAGCUCAGGCCUCACCCUCGAGAGUUCCAGUGGCCUCCAGGAUGUGACAGGCCCAGACAACGGGGUGCGAGAAAGCGAAACGGAGCAGGGAUUCAGUGAAGAUUUGGAGGAUUUGGGAGCUGUAGCCCCUCCAGUCAGUGGAGACCUAACCAAAGAGGACAUAGAUCUGAUUGACAUCCUUUGGCGACAGGAUAUUGACCUGGGGGCUGGGCGUGAGAUUUUUGACUAUAGUCAUCGCCAGAAGGAGCAGGAUGUGGAUAAGGACCUUUGCGAUGGAGCGGAGCAGGACGACACCUGGUCAGGCGAGGGUGCAGAAGCUCUGGCGCGAAACCUGCUAGUGGAUGGAGAAACUGGGGAGAGCUUCCCUGCACAGGUGCCUGGUGGGGAGGACCAGACGGCCCUGUCCCUGGAAGAGUGCCUUAGGCUGCUGGAGGCCACCUGCCCCUUUGGGGAGAAUGCUGAGUUUCCAGCAGACAUUUCCAGCAUAACAGAAGCCGUGCCUAGUGAGAGUGAGCCCCCAGGUCUUCAGAACCACCUCUUGUCUCCUCUCCUGACGGGGACGGAGUCGCCAUUCGAUUUGGAGCAGCAGUGGCAAGAUCUCAUGUCCAUCAUGGAAAUGCAGGCCAUGGAAGUGAACACUUCGGCGAGUGAGAUCCUGUACAGUGCCCCUCCUGGAGACCCCCUGAGCACCAACUACAGCCUUGCCCCCAACACCCCCAUCAAUCAGAAUGUCAGCCUGCAUCAGGCAUCCCUGGGGGGCUGCAGCCAGGACUUCUCACUCUUCAGUCCCGAGGUGGAGAGCCUGCCUGUGGCCGGCGGCUCCACGCUGCUCCCGCUGGUCCCCAGCAAUUCCACCAGCCUCAACUCCACCUUUGGCUCCACCAACCUGGCGGGCCUCUUCUUUCCGGCUCAGCUCAACGGCUCUGCCAACGACACGGCCGGCCCCGAGCUGCCCGACCCGCUGGGGGGCCUGUUGGACGAAGCCAUGCUGGACGAGAUCAGCCUGAUGGACCUGGCCAUCGAGGAGGGCUUCAACCCCGUGCAGGCCUCCCAGCUCGAAGAGGAGUUCGACUCUGACUCAGGCCUCUCCUUGGACUCCAGCCAUAGCCCUUCCUCCCUGAGCAGCUCCGAAGGCAGCUCCUCGUCCUCCUCCUCGUCCUCCUCGUCGUCGUCGUCCUCGUCGUCCUCCUCCUCUGCGUCCUCGUCGGCUUCUUCCUCCUUUUCUGAGGAAGGCGCCGUUGGCUACAGCUCUGACUCUGAGACCCUGGAUCUGGAAGAGGCCGAGGGCGCUGUGGGUUACCAGCCUGAGUAUUCCAAGUUCUGCCGCAUGAGCUACCAGGACCCGGCCCAGCUCUCCUGCCUGCCCUACUUGGAGCACGUGGGCCACAACCACACGUACAACAUGGCGCCCAGCGCCCUCGACUCAGCUGAGCUGCCAGCGCCCGGCGCCCUCAAGAAAGGCAGCAAGGAGAAGCAGGCCGACUUCCUAGACAAGCAGAUGAGCCGGGAUGAGCAUCGAGCCCGAGCCAUGAAGAUCCCCUUCACCAAUGACAAAAUCAUCAACCUGCCAGUGGAGGAGUUCAAUGAGCUGCUGUCCAAAUACCAGCUGAGCGAGGCCCAGCUGAGCCUCAUCCGCGACAUCCGGCGCCGGGGCAAGAACAAGAUGGCGGCGCAGAACUGCCGCAAGCGCAAGCUGGACACCAUCCUGAACCUGGAGCGGGACGUGGAGGACCUGCAGCGCGAUAAAGCCCGGCUGCUGCGGGAGAAGGUGGAGUUCCUCCGGUCCUUGCGGCAGAUGAAGCAGAAGGUCCAGAGCCUGUACCAGGAGGUGUUCGGGCGGCUGCGGGAUGAGAACGGGCGACCCUACUCGCCCAGCCAGUACGCACUCCAGUAUGCCGGGGACGGCAGUGUCCUCCUCAUCCCCCGCACCCUGGCCGACCAGCAGGCCCGGCGACAGGAGAGGAAGCCAAAGGACCGAAGAAAGUGAGCCUGGGGAGGAAAGGGGGGUUGACGCUCACUGGGAUGGAAACUGGAGAAGGGCUGGGCCUGGACCUGGACCUACAGUGGGGACUUGAAUGCCUUCUUAUCCAGUAGAUCUUUUCAGAUGGGAUGAACUGCGGGUCAGUGGACAGGAAGAGGAGGGCGCAGGCGCUGUCUGGCUCGGCUUCCCGCCGUGGGGGGGGUUGGGGGGUGCGGAAGCAGCCAGACCGUUCGGGUGGACAGGGUCCUCACCCCUACUGUGUCCUCUGAGAGAAGGGGUGGUGCUGGCAUUGCUGGAGGCCGACCGAGGCGAGGGUAAAGGGGGGGCGGAUCUUGUGAGAGGAAAGUCGUAGAAAGUCUCAUUCCUGGAAGCAAGGAAGGAAGGAAGAGGGAUUAAAAAAACCCCAAAAAAAUCAAAGCGGGAAGAAAAUCAAAGGACAGGUUAAGGUUGGCUCUGGCCAGGAUACCAGGCGGCAGGUUUGAGGUGGGCCUAGGCCCUAUGCAUGAGUAAACCCCACUUCACCCCAGGGGAGGGUGGAACACAAGGUGGGAUCUGGGAGGGGCUUUGUGGGUCUUUCAGCUCCUGCCCUGUGGCAGCCCUGAGAGGGGAGCUCUUGGAUGUGUCCUGUGAUGUUCUCAUUUGGACUGGGACCCAACACUGGCUUGGGGGGCUAGGGUCAAAAAAGGAGAGGGAACAGGAAAGGGUCACGAGGCCCCCAUGCCGUGUUGCAGCAGCCCCAACACCAAGCAUGUCCCUCACUGCCCGGCCCCUCCAUCUCCCUCUGUGCCCGGUCCCGUCUCCCCCCCCCCCCCAGCUGAGGCCCCCCCACGUUUCCAUCAGAGCCUGCAUGCGAAUGCUGUUCUCUUCCCGCCCCUCCCCUCCCCGCUGCCUGAGCUCUGCUGCAGCUGGGGUGCCGGUGCACCCCUAGUGCUGAGCCUGCGGCCUCUGGGGGGCUGCUCUGAGGCAGGGCGUGUGGAGAAGCCAGGCAGUAUUCAGCACAACACUGGGGAGUGACCCUUCCCUCAGGCCUCCCCUGCCAACCACUGGGCAUGUCACUGGAGGACAAAACCACAAAACCCAGCAACAAAAACAAACUAGUCCUUUUAGAAUUUCUUGCGCUUUGAUUUUUUUAGGGCUUGAGCCCUGUUUCACUUAUAGGGUCUAGAAUGCUUGUUGAGUAAAAAGGAGAUACCCCAAUAUUCAAAGCUGCUAAAUGUUCUCUUUGCCAUAAAGACUCCGUGUAACUGUGUGAACACUUGGGAUUUUUUUUCUCUGUCCCGAGGUCUCUGUCUUCCUUUUUUUUUUUUUUUUUCCUUUUUUUUUUUUUUUUUUGGUUUCUUUCUAGGAGAAUGAGAAGUGCAUGUAAUGAGGGCUUGAGAGCACCUACCCCCCCCAGGCUCUCGGCCACAGGCUGCUUCUCUACACCCCCAGUUUAGCAAAGGGCCCUAGGCAGGAGGACUGCCUGGGGGAGGCAGAGAGGGGAGCGCCAAGGUGGCCAGAUGGUUCCAGGACCACAGUGUCUUUAUUUUUAACUGUUUGCCACUGCUGCCCCCACCCCUGCCUGGCUCCAGAGUACAGUCAGCCCAGACUAGGAGGGGUGAGUUGUGGGGAGAGAAGGACCGAUUCUCCUCCCCACUGGGGGGCAUUCUAACUGAGCAGUAGGGAAAGAAGGCAUGAGCCUGGGAAGUGCUUUUAUAAAUUAUUUUCCUUGUAGAUUUUAUUUUUAAUUUAUCUCUGACCUGCCAGGGAGAGGAGAGAGAAAGAGAGAUGCUGUGAGCACAUGACAAAAUAAAAUAAAAUAAAAUGGAUGAUUCACUCUCAAGUGCAGUUUUUCCCUACUUUUAAUUUAAACUGAGUAAAAGACCCCAGGAGGGGAGGACUGGCCAUUGUGUGGCUAAGCCAGAGCUCACUUGGGAAGGUGGGUGGAGAAAGGGGAGGUUGACAAUGAGGAAUUCAGAAAGACAAAAGUCUUAAGUACGGUAUUAAACCUUCCAAGCAGGUGUUGGUACCCCUUAACAGGGUUCGCUAGUUGAAUCCUCAGAGGAAGGAUUCAGAAUCCUUUUUGGCCUUUCUCAUAGGACUGGGCUAGGUGGAGGUGCUGUCCCUUGGCCCAGCUCCUUGUCUGUCCACCUGUGAGAAAGUGCAUUUUUAAUCUUGAGCAUGCUGUCCUUUCGCUGGUGGCCCCACCUGCCAAAGGGGUGCAGAGCGUCGGCGAGUAGCCACACCAAUGACCGGGACUAAAAACCCGAGAAAUCCACGAGACUGACACAUGCCCGGUACUUGCGCGUAAGAGCAGGGCCGCAGAACUAGAGCAAGAAGCCAGACUCCAGGGCUUAAGGCAUCAGAAAGCCUCCCAGCUGAGGUGAACAGAAUCUGUUCUCCCUUCGAAAACCUGCUUUAAUAUCAAGCCUACGAAGAGCUGGAUGCUUCCAGGUGCUGGGUGCUUGCUGGAUCUGCCACCACAUGCUGAGGAAGAAGAUCCGAGGACUCGAGUAAGGCCUGUCAAAGAGCUGUUACCCCUCAGACAAGUGAGAAGAGGUCCUAGACUCAGCAGCGAGAUGAGCAGGCCUCAGGCUUAACUGAGCACCAGACUUCAAGAGGCCAGCCAUCCUCCUUGCCUCUAGUUUUGAACUUCGUAGUGCAGAAGGAACGUGUGGGGCUUAGUAUAUACAUGGAACUUAGCACAUGAUUUGAGUUCUACUCCUUGUUCUGUCCAGGACUUUUUGAAGUUCAUGUCAGCCUGAAUUAGUUGAGACACAGAAUCCAGUGCACGGAUUGUCUGGAGGAGUUUGGGAUCCCACUAAAGAGCAAUUUAUUCAGCGGGAAGCUCCCAAGGCCGAGGUCAAUUAAAAGUCAUCCACAGAAGAGAGCUGAGCAACUGUGAACACAUUAGUUAGAAGAGCAGUAAUUUCUGAAGAAAACCUCAAUGCUGGACAGUCAAACCAACGUGAUAUGCAGAUCACAGAUUGAGGAUUGUCUCCGGAAUCUUUAAGCUCCACCAUCACCAAGCUUCCUUAGCCACACGACAACACCUGGAUGCGUCUGCGCAGAUUGGUUCCUACCGCUGAAAAGCAAGAUGAAGCCGAGAUGCCUGCCUUUACUAAAGUGGAAUGCUGGCCUGGUAGUGAUAUUUGUAUUUCAGUUGUAUGCUAGAGGGGAAACACUGAGCCUGGACUUAGUUGAGUCCUAUCAGCCCUAAAUUUUAAACAAGAUCUUUUUAUCCUCACGAACGACCCAACUUGCAAACCAGAUUAAUACUAGUAUCACAGAAACUGAUCAAGUUGAUUUGAUCUCAAACAGAACCCGGGUCCGUACAUAGUUUAGGAUCAGGAGCCACUGUAGAAAAUUUGGAUUUCAGAGUUCCAGUUCCACCAAAUUAUUUUGGAGUAGCAGUUUCCUCUCAUUUUCCCUUUCUCUGUGAUGGAAAUAGGGACUGUAACACACAUUCCACUGUCACAGGUCAUAAAGAUGUCCUGAGCAUACAUGGCCAAACACCAAAUGGCCAUGUUAAAAUCAAAUUGAGCUGAGUUGGAAUGAGUUCUGGAAUAUAAGAUUGUAUCUGAAAAUAAAUACUUAAAAACUCAACUAUUAAA